Messenger RNA from Strongylus vulgaris, 336 nucleotides. NCBI's taxonomy places the organism in Eukaryota, Metazoa, Nematoda, Chromadorea, Rhabditida, Strongylidae. The record is from the annotation of a GenBank genome assembly.
AUGAAAGGCAAGGCGAAGUAUAAGGCUGGAGAGAAUGCCAUUGUAUGGAAGAUCAAACGAAUGGGUGGGAUGAAAGAAAGUCAGAUUUCUGCCGAGAUUGAUUUAUUGUCUACUGGAUCGGAGAAGAAGAAGUGGAACCGUCCUCCUGUCAGCAUGAAUUUCGAAGUUCCAUUUGCUCCAUCGGGUCUUAAAGUGCGUUACCUAAAAGUGUUCGAGCCGAAACUGAACUACUCCGAUCAUGACGUUAUCAAAUGGGUACGCUACAUCGGACGUAGCGGCCUUUACGAGACAAGUACUUCACUGAGUUAUCCCGGUGAACGUAGCACUUGGCAAUAA